UAUACUUGUCGUCAAAACUAGUGGAAUCGAAGCUAUCACUGAACUACUUCAAGAUUGAUGGGAAAAUAAUCGAAUAGGCAUAUGAAGAAAAGAGAUAUAUUCCAAUUUAGAUUUUGUUUAUAGUAUAAUAAAUUAAUUUAAUGUCAAUUUAUAAUCAAGUAAUGAAUUGUGAUAUAGUGACAAAACACGUUGUACUAGGUGUCGUGUUCCAUCCUUAACAUAAACAUAUAUGGAGUAUUUUUGUUCCUCCCAAAAUUUACCCCUGUCCCGGGACAAUGCCAAACUAGGUUGGCUCCGCCUAUGGUUAGUGGUAAGGUAUUUUGUUAAAAUUGUCGUUAAAUCGUGGUCCAUUCCUAUUGCUAAAAUUGCCAAUCAAUUUAGGUCUGGUAUCCAGUAUUUUCGGUCCGAUUGACCAUUACGGUUUUUAAAAUUAUGAGAAUAUAUUUGGAAUCAAAUAGGCAAUAAGUUCAUCGUUAAAUAAUGUAUGAUAGGAUAUAUUGAAAGAAAUUUGUUGACCACUAUAAACACUGAUGAGUGUGUUUCACAGUUUUUUCAAAAUAUAAAAACACUUCAUGUAAUUUUAUAUAGUUGGAUUUUAUCUUAUUGAAGAUUUUUUUUAUCAGCCUUUUGAUUAAAUCUUGAAAAAUAACACAUUUAAAUAAAAUUCUGGGUCCUGUUGACAAAAAUCUUUACAUAUAGACGAACUACCAUAGACUUGACGUGUACAUCUUGCACAGGUAUAUUGAUUUCACCUGAGUUUUCUCCACUUGAAACUCCUAGCUAUAGCUUGCAGUUUUGAGAAAACAAUGCUAGCUAGCUAGCAAGUUGAAAUUUAUUAUCUUCCAAUUCAGAAGUUCAAAUCACGAAGUCAAACGAUAGAAUGCUGAAGGCGCUCAGUUUCCCUCGUGCAACGCCUGGUUAUUAUGACAGUAGUAGUAGUAAUGAAACCCUAGUAGUAGCAACCUACGAUCCCAACCUUGACAACGUUGCCGUUGCUACUUCAUCAUCAUCGUCGUCAUUGGUUGGUUCGGUCACAAUAUGCAAUGGACCGUCUUCAUCGACUGCGGUCUCGACCAACAUUGUUCCCGGCGAAUGUCUACUGGUAAUAUACUAAUAUAACUUACAUACCACGUCGUGUUGAUAAAUAAAGCCAUGCGUUGAUAAAUAAAGCCAUGCAUGUAAUCAGUGGCGGAGCCAGGUUGUAAAACUAGGUGUGUCCUUUUAUUAAAAUAUAAAUAUGUAUAUAAAUGAUUAUUUAAUAAUUAAAAUUAAAAUUGAAUGGAAACUAGCGGAUUAGAAAAGAGAGAGCCGCCCUCUAGCAGAGGCUUCUGCUUAGACUUCAUAAUUCUUGGACAAAAUUGAAUAGGAAAAUUGAGAAAAAAGAAUCAAAUAGAGAUUUAUUUCAAUGGCAGAUUUCAUUUAUAGCGUAUAAAUUAAUUUUAUAUCAAUCAAAUAACAAAACUUGAGCUUCCUUGUAAUGGUAAAAUACUUUUUAUACUAUAUCGGUAUGACGAAUUUGAAUAUUUUAUUCCUUACAUAAAUAUAUAUGGGAAUGUAUUAAUUUUUUAUCAAAAUUUACAUGUGUCCUGGGACACAUCCCAAACCAUCUCCCUCCGCCUACGGGGUCGUUUGGAAGUUGCGAUUAUUAAAUAGAUGUAUUGUUGAGAAUGGAUGUAUAAUAUUAUACAUGUAUUGUCGAAUUUGAUGCAUUGUAGAACACAACGUUUGGUAUGUGUGAUUGUGUAUGUCGCAUAAGCUAAAAGCUGAGACAAAACAAUCUCAACUCAACUAUCUCAACAAUCACAACUAAAAGUUGAGAUAUAACAAUAUCUCAAAAUGAGUGAUAGUUUUUGUCACAUCACAGAAACAAUCCAAUGUAUUGUUUCUGCUAAAAAACAAAAAAAAACGAUGCAUUGUAAACAAUACAUGCAUAAUGACAAUCUCAACAAAACAAUCACAACUUCCAAAAGACCCUAAUGUACGUACGUAACUCCUUACUAUUUUGAUUCUUCCUUGUGGCUGUACGUAGGUAAGCAAUCCCAAAAAUGGAAAGCAAGCGAUGGUGAGAAUCAUAAACCUCAAUUUCUUCAAUAAUUUAUAAUUUAACUACAUUUUAUCAUAUUAUGGUUUCUUUCUUGGUCUUUCAAUGAAAAGAACGAAUAUUUUUAAUGUUUUUCACAUAAAUUACAUAUCCAUUGGGUCGACCUGCCCCGACCCUCGCCCCGUGAUAAAUUACCCGACCUGCCAUGGGGCGGGUAUGGGUAUCAAGAUACACGCCCCGGACAUGCCCCAUUUCCAUUCCUAUGGACAAUGUUAUUAGUGUCCUCAUUGUACUAACAAUUGUUACCGCUAAACUGUGUGUGACUUCAGGUGAUGGCGGCGACGACAUGUAGUCUGUCAACAUCCAAAACAAGAGGAAUUUUACUAUGCUAUAUAGCAUUGGUAUUAAAGUUGUAAAGUUGUACCAUAACAUAAUGGUACAAAUUCCUUUAUGAUACAAUUUGAACUUAUACAUUUAACCUUAUGGUACAACUUUAAAUUGUACAUUAAAGCACCCAUACUUUAAAGCAUAGUAGAAUUGCCUCCAAAACAAAAUGAGCAGCCAUCAGGCGAAUACGCUGUUGGUACAUUGUCGAUCAAAGGAUGACGAUCUGGGAAUUCAUUAUCUCAAAUUCAAAAUACCACUUACAAGUGGGGUUUCACCCCAAUUCCACGGGCGACGCUCUUCUGGUGCUAUUUGGCCCCGUCCGGCGGUGCUCGCCAUGCUGCUUUUGAAGCUUAUAACCAUGGAAUGGGUGAUCAAGGGAUGGAUUUUCCUACUGUUUGGAUAGUUAGAGAAGAUGGAGUUUAUCGAAGGCGUCUUUAUCUAAGUGCACGAUUCCGUGAUGUUUUGGUUCACCGUUGGCAAUCAGGAAGGGUGAUGGAUAAUGGAUUUUAUGCUACCACAAUUUGAAAUUAAACCUGUUAUGAUCCUACAAAUUUGAAGAGGGAGAUCAUAUAAAGAGGAUAGAAAGAUUAAUAAGCGUUGUUUCUAAAA
Messenger RNA from Linum trigynum, 3037 nucleotides. NCBI's taxonomy places the organism in Eukaryota, Viridiplantae, Streptophyta, Magnoliopsida, Malpighiales, Linaceae. The record is from the annotation of a GenBank genome assembly.